AUGCCACAACCAACUAUAACUAGUUGUUACGAUCAUGACAAAAAUGGAAUAAAAAGAGUUGACUGUUUAUUUGUUAAAGGAGAGCCAAAAUCCAUCAAAAAUCAAGCUGGAGAUGAUAAAAUGAUUAAAUUCAAUAUUACUUGUAAUUUUCCAGAAAAACUAGGUUUUUGUGACAAAGUUGCAAAAAACUUGGACACUACAGGGAAAAUUAUUUCUGAUGUUAUAAAAUUUAGCGAACCUAUCACCGUAGAUAUCGCUUUUAAAUCACAAGAUCCAGCUUCAUUAGGUUUUGCAAGGUCAACCAGAAGAAUUAGGUUGAAGGGUGGGGAUGGAGUGGUCAGACUGUAUCCACAAUCAUUAGUAAAGCAAUUCGGACUUGCAACACAUCCGGAAUUUUUACCUUCUGACAUAACUGCAGAGUUUAACUCCGAUAAGGAAUAUUGGUUUGAAGACGAUGUAACUCCAAUUACUCCAAAACAGACAGCAUUUGUACUAUUGACGACACACGAACUUAUGCAUGGCCUGGGAUUUUUGUCAUUAUGGCGUCCAAAUUUUUCCGGCGAAAAUGUGACAGAAUUGGUACCAUUUCCCAAUUUCAUUGAUGCUCCUACUCCUCCAGCAGUAAUAUUUAAUGGUUUUUAUGAGAGUAUAUUUGAUAGGUUUUUGAUAGUAUCAGAAAGUGGCACACCAUUAUCCACUCCAACUGGGGUUGCUGCUCAGAACAUAGGAGGCAGAACAAUCCAUUCUGCAUUGAGAAUAAGGUUCUGGGAGGGGAGAUAUGAAACCCUUUCUACCAGUGGCAAUGAAACACAAUUGCCACCAAUUAGACCUGAUUAUGUUUUUGAAUCACCAGCAUGA
Molecule: messenger RNA, 858 nt
Organism: Entrophospora sp. SA101
Lineage: Eukaryota; Fungi; Glomeromycota; Glomeromycetes; Entrophosporales; Entrophosporaceae
Source: the annotation of a GenBank genome assembly